Molecule: messenger RNA, 1659 nt
Organism: Saxophila tyrrhenica
Lineage: Eukaryota; Fungi; Ascomycota; Dothideomycetes; Mycosphaerellales; Extremaceae
Gene: cut15
Product: Importin subunit alpha-1
Exons: 2
Coding region: 1-1659 (552 amino acids)
Biological process (GO): NLS-bearing protein import into nucleus
Cellular component (GO): cytoplasm; nucleoplasm; nucleus
Molecular function (GO): nuclear import signal receptor activity; protein binding
Source: RefSeq, a predicted model, not a curated record
AUGGCGGAACGCUACAUCCCCGAGCACCGCCGCACCAACUUCAAGGCGAAAAGCACCUUCAAGCCAGACGAGCUACGUCGCCGCCGCGAAGAGCAGCAGGUCGAGAUCCGGAAGCAGAAGAGGGAGGAGAAUCUUGCGAAGAGGCGUGGCAUUGGGAACCGCGGUGAUGGUGCGCCUGGCGCCUCGCUUGGAGCGGCGCCGGACAGCGAUGAUGAGGGUGUGGGUUCAGAGAGUCAGUUGAAUGAGGAACUCCCUGUCAUGGUAGCAGGCGUGUUCUCCGAGAAGAUCGAAGACCAGAUCCAAGCCACCACCAAGUUCCGGAAGCUCUUGUCCAAGGAGCGCAACCCUCCUAUCGAGGCCGUCAUCGCUACUGGCGUGGUCACCCGCUUCGUCGAGUUCCUCCGCUCACCUCACACUCUGGUCCAGUUCGAGGCCGCUUGGGCUCUCACCAACAUUGCUUCUGGGUCUGCGCAACAAACACAGGUGGUGAUUGAGGCAGAGGCUGUGCCAAUCUUCGUUGAGCUACUCAAGAGCCCUGAGCCUGAUGUUCGAGAGCAGGCGGUGUGGGCGCUCGGCAACAUUGCCGGUGACAGCCCUCAUUGCAGAGACUACGUCCUCUCCAAGGGUGCGCUGCCGCCUCUCGUUCAGCUUCUUGGUGACAGCCGCAAGUUGAGCAUGCUCAGGAAUGCGACAUGGACACUUAGCAAUUUCUGCCGUGGCAAGACGCCGCAGCCAGAAUGGGAUACGAUAGCACCGGCCCUACCAGUACUUGCUAAGCUUGUCUAUUCGCUGGACGACGAGGUGCUCAUCGACGCAUGCUGGGCCAUCUCGUACCUCUCCGACGGCUCCAACGACAAGAUCCAGGCUGUCAUCGAAGCCAACAUCCCGCGUCGUCUGGUUGAACUGCUCAUGCACGCUUCGACUUCUGUUCAGACACCUGCCCUGCGCUCGGUCGGCAACAUCGUCACCGGUGAUGAUGUUCAAACACAGCUCAUCAUUAACUGCGGUGCGCUUCCUGCGCUCCUUUCGCUACUCAGCUCUCAGAAGGACGGGAUUCGAAAGGAGGCUUGCUGGACGAUCUCGAACAUCACCGCCGGCAACAGCACGCAGAUCCAGUCGGUCAUCGAUGCGAACAUCAUGCCACCUCUCAUCCACUUGCUCAGCCAUGGCGACUUCAAGACCCGUAAGGAGGCUUGCUGGGCCAUCUCCAACGCAACCUCGGGUGGGCUCCAGAAGCCGGACCAGAUCCGCUUCCUUGUCAGCCAAGGUGCCAUCCGUCCAUUGUGCGACCUGCUCACCUGCCCUGACAACAAGAUCAUCCAAGUCGCUCUCGAUGGUCUUGAGAACAUCCUCAAGGUCGGCGACAUGGACAAGGAGGCUGCGGAUGGUAGCGCUGAGCCACCGGUCAACCGCUACGCUCUAUUCAUCGAAGACUGUGGUGGCAUGGAGAAGGUUCACGACUGUCAGAACAACAGCAACGAGGAGAUCUACAUGAAGGCGUAUAGCAUCAUCGAGAAGUACUUCUCGGACGAGGAAGGCGAGGCAGAGGUCAGCGAUCUGGCUCCUCAGCAGGGCACCGAUGGGCAGUUCGGCUUCGGUGCUCAGCAGCAGCAACAGAACUUCAACUUCGCCAAUGGUGGAGGCGAUAUGGAGAUGUAA